AUGGAUAUCUCAUCUCAUCAACAUCUGGAUCCAAAGUUUUUAUGUUAUCCAGAAUCAAAUGCCUCCUGCACCAGAGACAUUUUCAGUGAAGGGUUUCAAAUAGCUUUAUACUUUUUUUUUGUUUCAGGUAUGCUGGUCACUAUUCUAGGGAACGGUGUGGUCAUUAUCUCCAUUGCUCACAUAAAACAGCUCCACACGCCAACUAACAUACUUAUAAUGUCUUUGGCAGUUGCAGACCUGCUGCUUGGAGUAACUGUGAUGCCUUUUAGUACAAUGAGGGCUGUGGAGGGCUGCUGGUACUUUGGAGAUGCUUUUUGUUUGUUGCAUUCUAGUUUUGAUAUGUUCCUCACAUCUGUUUCAAUUUUCCACCUGGUAUUCAUAGCCAUAGAUCGAUAUGAAGCUGUGUGCAGUCCACUUCGCUAUUCCACCAAGAUUACUAUACCAAUUGCAUGGCUCAUGGUUUUUGCCAGUUGGGCCGUUGCUGCAUUGUACUCCUAUGGCCUAUUAUAUUCCAAAGCAAAUGUAAGAGGACUGGAUGAAUUAAUUGCAUCUAUAUACUGCCUGGGAAGUUGUAAUCUUUUCCUUAAUGCUCUGUGGGGCGCCCUAGACACAUUGAUAGCCUUUUUCUUUCCGUGCUCUGUAAUGGUGGGUUUGUAUACCAAAAUAUUUUUGGUGGCAAAAGAACAUCUAAGGAAGAUUGAAGACAGCCAAAAUAAUUCCAAUGAGGGAGGUAGAGGUGUGGUGUCUCAACGGUCAGAGCGGAAAGCAGCUAAAACUUUAGGCAUUGUGGUGGGUGUUUUCAUCUUUUGCUGGCUGCCUUUCUUUGUUAAUUCCAUAGUUGAUCCAUACACAAACUUUAGCACACCACCUAUUCUCUUUGAGGUGUUUAUCUGGCUGGGUUACUUUAAUUCUACUGCAAAUCCAAUCAUCUAUGCACUGUUUUAUCCUUGGUUUCGAAAAUGUCUUAAUCUCAUUGUCACAUUGAAAAUAUUCAAUAGAAAUUCUUCCUAUAUAAAUGUAUUUGCUACUACGUGAUCUAUU
This is a messenger RNA of Oncorhynchus mykiss (rainbow trout), 1041 nucleotides long. RefSeq names its product trace amine-associated receptor 13c-like. Lineage: Eukaryota; Metazoa; Chordata; Actinopteri; Salmoniformes; Salmonidae. Gene Ontology annotation, molecular function: trace-amine receptor activity. Gene Ontology annotation, biological process: G protein-coupled receptor signaling pathway. The record is from RefSeq and is a predicted model, not a curated record. Gene Ontology annotation, cellular component: membrane.